AUGGGGCCUGAGGGCAGGGCCAGGUGCUGGUGCUGUGGCCCAGAGCUAAGCCGCUGGGCGGCUGACAACAGUCCCACACAGGGGCGCUGUGGGCCCCUCUCUCUGUGUAGCCACACUGUGGGCCAGGGCACCUGCUGCGCCGUGUCCUGGGGAGGCCAGGACCACAUGGACGGGCAGAUCCUGGGCCAGCUGCGCCCCCUUGCAGAGCAGGAGGAGGAGGAGGAGGUGGGGGCCAGGGCUGCCCCAUCCGCAAGGCCGGCCUUCCCUGGGAUGGGCUCUGAGGAGCUGCGGCUGGCCUCCUUCUACGACUGGCCACUGACCACCGUGGUGCGGCCUGAGCUGCUGGCUGCCGCAGGCUUCUUCCACACCGGCCAGCAAGACAAAGUGAGGUGCUUCUUCUGCUAUGGGGGUCUGCAGAGCUGGGAGCAGGGGGACGACCCCUGGACAGAGCAUGCCAAGUGGUUCCCCAGGUGCGAAUUCCUGCUCCAGACAAAGGGACGGGACUUUGUCUGCAGUGUCCAGGAGGCUUGUUGCCACCUGCCCGGCUCCUGGGACCGCCCGGAAGAACCAGAAGACGGGGCCCCUGCCCCCCUCUCAGCUCCUGUUCACACAGGUCCUGAGCUGCCCAUGCCCAGAAGAGAGGUCCAGUCAGAAGGUGCCAGGGAGCCAGGAGCCCAGGAUACAGAAGAGCAGCUGCUGUGUCUGUGGGAGGAGCGGACCUGCAAGGUGUGCCUGGACCGCGCCGUGGGCACUGUCUUCGUGCCCUGCGGCCACCUGGUCUGUGCCGAGUGCGCACCAGCCCUGCAGCUGUGCCCCAUCUGCAGGGCUCCCAUCCGCAGCCGUGUGCGCACCUUCCUGCCCUAGGCCAGGUGCUUCAAGAGCUGGCGGGCACCCUGCCCAUCUCCGCCUGUCCCUCGGGCCACACGACAGGCCUGCUGAGGACAGCUGAGCUGGCAACCACAACGGGCUGUCCCAAGUCCCCAGACGCAGC
This is a messenger RNA of Zalophus californianus (California sea lion), 991 nucleotides long. RefSeq names its product baculoviral IAP repeat containing 7 (gene BIRC7). Gene Ontology annotation, biological process: negative regulation of apoptotic process; positive regulation of protein ubiquitination; regulation of cell cycle. Gene Ontology annotation, cellular component: nucleus; cytoplasm. Bases 1 to 864 code for a protein of 287 amino acids. The transcript is spliced from 7 exons. Gene Ontology annotation, molecular function: cysteine-type endopeptidase inhibitor activity involved in apoptotic process; ubiquitin protein ligase activity. The record is from RefSeq and is a predicted model, not a curated record. Lineage: Eukaryota; Metazoa; Chordata; Mammalia; Carnivora; Otariidae.